Aspergillus ochraceoroseus IBT 24754 is the source of this 1504-nucleotide messenger RNA. Its product is annotated as putative RNA binding protein Rnp24. The record is from RefSeq and is a predicted model, not a curated record. Gene Ontology annotation, molecular function: RNA binding. Lineage: Eukaryota; Fungi; Ascomycota; Eurotiomycetes; Eurotiales; Aspergillaceae. The transcript has a single exon. The coding region runs from base 108 to 1241 and encodes 377 amino acids.
CCGCGCACUCCUUCACUUGGAAUUUUUUUUAAUGAUAAUUUACUCCCAAUAAUCGGGAAAUUUUAUAUUUCUUUUAAAUUUAAAUAAAGUUAUUCAGAAAAAGAAAAAUGGCAGGCAUCGGGGAAGAAAAUCACAAAAAGCGAAAGCUGCCACAGGUCUCCGAGAUCGAAAUUGAUGUCUCUGCGCCUGAGCCUCCAUCGAAGAAGGCUCUGCGUAAAGCUAAGAAAAAGGCAGCUGAACCCACUGAAUCGGAGCCCAGCACCCAGGCCAAACCAGAAGCUCCAGCGGAGACCCCAACAGCCCCUCAAAAGCGCUCAGAUUACGGCAUUUGGAUUGGAAACCUCGCAUUCUCCGUGUCCAAGGAUGACCUCCGCCGAUUCUUCACAAGCAAUUGCUCCUUUGCAGAAACGACAAUAACCCGAGUCCACAUGCCCAAGCCUUCCGACAAGAAUCCAAGAAUUCACAACAAGGGAUUUGCUUACGUCGAUUUCUCCAAUCUCAAUGCGGUCAAGGAGGCAAUGGGGCUCAGCGAGCAGCUUCUUUCCGGACGCCGCGUGCUGAUCAAGGAUGCGAAGAACUAUGAAGGUCGACCAGAGAAGUCACAGGGGGAGGGUCAGAACAAUGGCUCUGCCUCAUCAACAGCAGCGUCCGGUCGUCCCCCCUCCAAACGUGUAUUUGUGGGUAACCUGGGCUUCGAUGCGACCAAGGAAGUCAUCGAAGAACAUUUUGCCAAAUGUGGAACAGUUACCAAUGUGCACGUAGCGACUUUUCAAGACUCCGGAAAAUGCAAGGGCUACGCUUGGGUGGAGUUUGAAGAGCUUGCAGCCGCAGAAGCAGCGGUGAGAGGGUUCAAAAUGGUUGCGGAAGAGGAGGAGGAAGAGGAGGAAGGUGAUUCAGAUCAGGAGUCUAAUAAGGCUAAGAAACCUCAAAAACCAAGGCAGAGAAGGGUAUGGGUAAACCAACUUCUGGGUCGCCGAAUGCGAAUGGAAUUCGCCGAAGACGCAACCACUCGGUAUAAGAAGCGGUUCGGCAAGGAUGGCGAGGGCAAGAAGGAGGUGUCGAGCGAUGGUGUCGCUGAACCUGCAGCCAUCGAAGAGGCUGGUGCUGAAGAAAAGCCUCACCAUACGCGAUCCAAGGCCAGGAAUUCAAAGCCUGAGUACUCGAGAUACGAUGAAGGAACGGUGCAGAAGCUCAGUGGUGCCAUUGUUGAGGCCCAGGGACAGAAGAUCACCUUCGACUGAAUGGGGAUAAGAGGACAACAACUCGUGAAGUCAAGCUCUGCCUCGUGGAACUCCUACCGAAAGACAUCCUGAACCCGUACCGCCAGGGAAUUGACACACCAGGCCAAGUGGUAGUUAUUCUUUCGCCUGAUGGAAAUCUAGUGCCGUGGGAGAUGAUGUUUGCUACCCCAGCCUGCAGGAAUGAAACCGUCCAUACCUAGUAUGAUACGAGAAUUGACGUGGCAUGACUCUCAGGCACUGAUACCCAGUAUAUAAAGUAUAGG